Messenger RNA from Gaeumannomyces tritici R3-111a-1, 870 nucleotides. RefSeq names its product DnaJ domain-containing protein. The record is from RefSeq and is a predicted model, not a curated record. The transcript has 2 exons. The coding region runs from base 1 to 870 and encodes 289 amino acids. Lineage: Eukaryota; Fungi; Ascomycota; Sordariomycetes; Magnaporthales; Magnaporthaceae.
AUGCCCCUCCGUCAUGUCCCACGCCUUGCGGCAUGUCCCCCAGCUCGCCCAACCGGCCGUGCCUCAUUCCUUCACCUGCCCCCGCCGCAGCACCGCCCGUUUCACUGCUCGUGUGCGCGCAGGAACGCCGAUGAUGAUGGCGGCCGCAACCACUACGAGAUCCUGAACGUCCGACCGCACGCCUCCGCGGCCGAGAUCAAAAAGUCCUUCUACGCCCUCUCAAAGACUCACCACCCGGACCACAACCCCUCGGACCCGGCAGCCCCCGAGCGCUUCAUGCGCAUCUCGGCCGCAUACACGGUGCUGUCGUCGCCCGACAAGCGCGCCGCCUACGACCGCGACGUCAUGCACGCCAGGCACCACCGCCACCACCACCACCCCGCGCCCCACAGGGGCUCCUACAGCUCCACGGGGCCGGCCGGCGGGCGCCCGGCCUCGGGGCUGAGCCGUCGCCGGAGCACCUUCACCGGCCCGCCUCCUUCCUUCUACCGCAGCGGUGGCUGGGGCGUCCACGGUGCCAAGCGCUCCGCCGCCCACGAGGAGAGUACUGGAGGCGGCGGUGGGAGCAGCAGCAGCGACAUGGGAGGCAUGGGCCCGUCCCAUGGGCACUGGAACCAGGAGGUGCCGCAUUUCGACGCAGACUCGCACGAGCGCACGCACCGGCGCAUGGAGCGCAGACGGCGGGCCGCCGCUCCGGACGAGUUCCGGCCUAGCUUCACCUCGGAGCCAGGUGUCAUGGCCAGCUUCUUCAUCGUUUCUGCCGCCUUGCUCGGCGCCCUCCUGACACCCGUGGUCAUCUUUGCAAAAUGGGACCAAAAGAAAGUGCGUGGACAGCAGGACCGAAAGGUAAAACCUGCAGCGCCAACGUAG